This is a messenger RNA of Lagopus muta (rock ptarmigan), 1845 nucleotides long. RefSeq names its product G2/M phase-specific E3 ubiquitin-protein ligase-like. The record is from RefSeq and is a predicted model, not a curated record. NCBI's taxonomy places the organism in Eukaryota, Metazoa, Chordata, Aves, Galliformes, Phasianidae. Gene Ontology annotation, cellular component: nucleus.
AUGUCCAAAAGGAAGCAGAAGACCUCCAACCCGGAGGUUGAAGAAUGCAUGCUGUGUCGCCGAGCAGAUGUUCACCCGGACGCCUGCGGGCCCAUGCUUGGCGAGAGCGGGCUUUGCGUCCACAAGUUUUGCUUGUUUUUUGCUGACGGCCUUUACGAACACACUGCCGGACAGAGGGCGGUUCUGCAGAUCCCCCUUGAUGCCAUCAGAUGCGCAAUCGAGGAGGCAGAGCAGAAGCACUGCUUCGUUUGUGGAGACAAGGGGGCCUCCAUCCACUGCGCAGAGACAGGCUGUGAACGCAGCUUUCAUCUGCCCUGUGCCACGGAUGGGGAAUGUGUCACGCAGUUCUUUGGGCAGCACAGGUCCUUCUGCUGUGAGCACCGCCCUCAGCAGGCCGUGGAGGCAGCUCCAGAGCAAGACACAAACUGCGUCAUCUGCCUGGAGCCCGUGGGGGACAAAAAGUCCUACCACACCAUGGUGUGCCCGGUGUGCACACAGGCCUGGUUUCACCGGAGCUGCAUCCAGGUAGGAGCCCUCCCUGCCCUUGCUCUGCAGUCAGCAGGUGCUCAGCUGCACCAGGCCCCGCUCACACUCUGGCUGCUUGUGUUACCGCUGCAGGGACAGGCCAUGAGUGCUGGCAUUCUGCACUUCCGAUGUCCCGUCUGCAAAGACAGGAUGCAAUUCCGGAAAGAAAUGCAUCUCCUCGGGAUCCAAAUCCCAGCCAGAAGACCAACAUGGGAGGACAAGGAGAGCUAUGAAACUCUGCACAAGAAACACCAGCGCUGUGAUGUCGGCGAGUGCCUUCACACAGAAGGCAGGGAGCAAGCAGAGAAACACGGGCCCUGGGAGCUGCUCCUGUGCACCUCGUGUGCUGCGCAAGGCACCCACCGGCUCUGCUCUAAUUUGAGCAACAGCCUGAGCAGCUGGGAGUGUGACAGCUGUGCUGGCGUGGGCACAGCCUCCAGAGCCGAGUCGCAGCUUGCUGGUCCCAGCACUGCCAGCCAGGAGGCGCCGGGACCAUCUCAUAGCUCCCCAGCACCUGAUGACCGCAGAUCUGCCUCUACCAGCCAGGCAGCAUUGGAGUCAUCUCCGAGUUCCCAGCUGCCUAAGCGCAGCAGCCUGUCCAGCCAGCCCAAGACAGGACAGAGGAAAAUCCUGAGACGUAAAUCCAACCAAGAAGAUCAAGGGAGCAGCCAGCAGCAAGUGGGCUCAGAAGACCAGCUGGCAGCAGACGCUCUCCAGCCUCAGGCAUUGGGAGGAGCAUACACAUCUCUGCCAGGCAGGGGGCAUCCAACAAUUCCCCGAGGGCUGCAAACAUCAGAUGCCCAAGCCAGGGACAAAGCCUGUCCUCCCUACAAGGUCCGGCAUCAAAUCCCUCGAGCCAGCCCCAAGGACGCCGUGGCAGCAGAAUUAGCCCGGCCCAAGGUGCUGGGAGCAGCACCCAGAGCUCUGCCGGACAGGUGGCGCCGAGGUCCUCCAGGCAUUCCCAGCUGCCUGAACGCAGAAGACGUUGCAGUGUUCUGCAGCGAGGGCAGAACCAAGAUCGAAGCCGUUCCCCACGGGAUCGUCGGCCUUCCAAUUCCCAAAGACAGUCGGGAGGAAGCCUCAGCCCCCGUUCCAGGCAGCAGCGGCCAUCUCAGGCACGAUGCCCCUCCCGGGACCAGCCCUGAAGAUCCUGCAGGAGCAGCCAUGGACCAGAGGGAAGAAAAGGAAGCGUUAAUGUCUUACGAGCUGGUCUGGCACGGCCCUGUGACUAUAGAGGCAACGGACUCGUGGGCCCCAGGAGAAGCAUACGGAGAUUGCAGACGGGUCUACAAAAACUACAAAGCAGCGGCAACCAUCUGA